Messenger RNA from Cyclopterus lumpus (lumpfish), 3202 nucleotides. RefSeq names its product leucine-rich repeat-containing protein 4C-like. The coding region runs from base 1295 to 3202 and encodes 635 amino acids. The record is from RefSeq and is a predicted model, not a curated record. Gene Ontology annotation, biological process: synaptic membrane adhesion; modulation of chemical synaptic transmission; regulation of axonogenesis. Gene Ontology annotation, cellular component: plasma membrane; glutamatergic synapse; postsynaptic density membrane. The transcript has 3 exons. NCBI's taxonomy places the organism in Eukaryota, Metazoa, Chordata, Actinopteri, Perciformes, Cyclopteridae. Gene Ontology annotation, molecular function: cell-cell adhesion mediator activity.
AUUCAAGUCAUGGACUGCAGCGAGCGGGGGAACCAUUAGGAGCCGGUGGCAAGAAGAGGAAGAGGAAGAAGAAGAAGAAGAAGAAGAAAGCCUCUUUAUUUGCAACACACGGAUGAUGAUGAUGGUGAUGGUGAUGGUGAUGAUGCUGCCACACCACCCGGACCGGACACACUCUCCCUGACAAGCGGAAUUAUUAGUAAUAGCUGCGCUUAUGUAAUCAAUACACCGGAUUGCUUUGAAGGUGUCGGGGUGGUGGUGUUGUUGGUGGGGGGGGGGGGGGGAUGGACAUAUAGCAUCCCGUGGAUCUUUUUUCCCCGUUUUAAAAUACUGUAUUCCGCGUGCGAUUUCUUCUUCUUUGUGUGUGUGUGUGUGUGUGUGUGUGUGUGUGUAGAGGAGCCUAUGGCAACCCAUUUGUCCCGAUGCGACGCGUGUGAUGGUUGCAGUGGGACGGAUAUCCUUAAAUUCUACCCAAUAGGCGAUCUCAGGGCUUCUUUUUUUGGUGUGUCGGACGCUUCUUGCACUCCCCCCCACCCCCCCUUUUUGUUCCUUUACUGACCUCAACGCCGCUUUUUUAAAAGAAAAUGGGAAAUUCAUUGUCUGAUCUUGUGCAUAUUUUUUAAUUUUUUUUUUGUUGAGUAAAUGACCCCUCGUGGUUUGCCAAAUCCCACCCACCAAAAGUCCACUUUGGUUGCAAUUUUUUCUUUUUUCUUUCCGUCGCUCUCAAGUGGGAUUUGAUUUAUUUAGCGGAAAAAAAACCUGUGACUUGUAUUUUUUUUGGGGGGGGGGGGGGGGGGGGGUGGGUGUGUGUGGGGGGGGUGGGGGAGAGAGAGAAAAGAAGGGGCCUAUAUACAGACUUGAUCAUCUCCCCCCUAUUUAAACAACAAACAAACUGCAGGAUUUCCUCCUUCCUCAGUCCAGAGGAAUAUCUCCAAGUCCAACGGGGGUGACUGCUGGGGCUGUCUUAUCGGCGCUCAGUAGACGACAUCCGAGAGGGGGGGGGGGGGGGGGGGGGGGGGAGAUGGUGGUGGUGUCGCGCACCGCAGAUUGGCGCAACUCUUUCUGAAUGUUUGGCGUUUUUCGCCGGCGAGCAUCUUGACUUGUGAUCGAGAGAGACGCGCGGACUGCAGCAGGAAAGGGAAAACUCACCCCCCGUUCACAUGGAGAUUUGUGCCUCGCUCGUGCUGCAAACCCUGAAACCGGGGACCGGGGCCCUGCUGGCUUUACCUCCACUGCCCUCAGCCUCGACUCCAUCCAUUCGAAAAAAUGCAGAACACAAACAGCAGAUGAACUAUGAAUGCUGAACAAAAUGAUCUCCUCCCUCCAGCGCCAGACAAUGAGAGGUCGUAGGCUGAAGGGGGCGCUGUCCAACCCCCUCUUCGUGCUUCUUUUGGCCCUCCAGAUCUUGGUGGUGGCCGGGCUGGUUCGCGCUCAGACCUGUCCUUCCGUCUGCUCAUGCAGCAACCAGUUCAGCAAAGUCAUAUGCACCCGCCGCAGCCUACGGGACGUCCCGGAUGGCAUUUCCACCAACACUCGCUACCUGAACCUCCAGGACAACCUCAUCCAGGUCAUCAAGGUGGACAGUUUCAAACACCUGCGUCAUCUGGAGAUCCUGCAGCUGAGCAAAAACCACAUCCGCAACAUUGAAAUUGGCGCCUUCAAUGGACUGGCCAGUCUCAACACCUUGGAGCUCUUUGAUAAUCGGCUUACGACAAUCCCCAAUGGAGCAUUUGAGUACUUGUCCAAGCUAAAGGAAUUAUGGCUACGGAACAACCCCAUCGAAAGUAUACCAUCUUAUGCCUUCAACCGGGUCCCCUCGCUCCGAAGGCUGGAUCUAGGUGAGCUCAAACGUCUCUCCUACAUUUCCGAUGGAGCCUUCAAGGACUUGAGCAACCUGCGCUACCUGAACCUGGGAAUGUGCAACCUCAAGGAGAUCCCCAACAUCUUACCCUUGGUCAGGCUCGAGGAGCUAGAAAUGUCAGGAAACCAGCUCUCCGUCGUCAAGCCCAGCGCAUUUUUAGGAUUAGUGAACCUCCAGAAGCUGUGGAUGAUGCACGCCCAGGUCCAAACGAUCGAGAGGAAUUCCUUCGAUGACCUUCAGUCACUGGUGGAGCUCAACCUGGCUCACAACAACCUUACGUUUCUACCGCAUGACCUCUUCACGCCGUUGCAUCGCCUGGAGCGGGUCCACCUCCACCACAACCCUUGGAACUGCAACUGUGAUAUCCUGUGGCUCAGCUGGUGGCUGAAGGAGACGGUGCCGGCCAACACCAGCUGCUGCGCCCGGUGCCAUUCCCCUGCAGUCUUUAAAGGCCGCUACAUUGGGGAAUUGGACCACAGCUACUUCCAGUGUGACGUUCCCGUCAUCGUGGAGCCACCCAGUGACUUGAAUGUGACAGAGGGCAUGGCCGCCGAGCUCAAAUGUCGUACGAGCUCGCUGACAUCCAUCAGCUGGCUGACGCCAAACGGCUCGUUGGUGACACACGGGGCUUAUAAGGUGCGUCUGUCCGUGCUCAAUGACGGGACACUGAACUUUACCACCGUCACGAUGCAGGACACUGGGACUUACACCUGUAUGGUUAGCAACACAGCGGGCAACAUUUCUGCCUCCGCUGUGCUUAAUGUCACUUCCGUGGAAAACAGUGGGGUGACCUAUUUUACCACCGUCACCGUGGAGACCAUCGAGACCCCGGGGGAUGAUAGCCAAACGCCGCUUCCCCCAUUCGGCUGGGUGUCGACCUCCACGACGAGAGGCACUCCCAUUUCAACGAGGACCACAGAGCGGACUUACACAAUUCCAGUUCUUGAUCCGGACGGAGAGGGCGCCCUCAAUGGCCUGGACGAGGUGAUGAAAACCACCAAGAUCAUCAUCGGCUGCUUCGUGGCCAUCACGCUCAUGGCUGCCGUUCUGCUGGUCAUUUUCUACAAGAUGAGGAAGCAGCACAACCAGCAGGACCCCGAUGGCCCCGCGUCCUCCAUGGAGGUCAUAACAGUCGAAGAAGAGCUCGCAGGCGUCGCCGCCAUGGAGAGGCACCUAUCGCUGCCCCCUCUGGAGCACUACAACCACUACAACACCUACAAGAGCGCUUACCACCACGGUCCAAUGCUCGGUACCCUCCAUAGCUCAGCUAGUUUUGAAAACCUAAAAAUUAAGGCUGUAACUAACAACCAUUUAAAUGAAUCUGCAGUUUAUCUUAUCGAGUAA